UGGAGCCGGGCGUGUCGCGGUGGGCGGGCUCCAGUGCGGUGCUGAUGCUGUCUCUUCUAUUCCACGGUUGCAGGUGGAACGGCUGGGCUGGCUCAUUUCGCAUCUGCUAGCUGGAGAAGAAAAAACGGCAUUCUGAUCUGCUUCACGCACUGGAUAACAAAAUAAGCGGCACAUCGCGGAAUAUUACACCGUUGAAGUCUGGAGAGUUAUCGGGAAGGAUUUCAGAAAGACACAAAUCCAUGACUGUGGGGACAAUGAGAGGACCCAGACCAGCCUAAGCUGUGGUGGACCGACCAGAGGCUUCAGGAGAGGAAGGGGUUAACGCCAUUGGAGUCAUGAACAUACCUUGCUGUCCAUGUAACACCAGACAGCUCUGACACAGUCCUCCUCAGUGCUCUCUCUACCUCCCCUUUUUCCCCCUUUCCUGAAAACAAAAUCUCUGAACACGUACAGACAGACAGUAUCUCUUGCCACAAAAUUUACUUCGUUUUCCUAAAAAGCUAUAUCUGGAAUCCAAGGACUGGGAUUUCUGUCUGGAAUAAGGAGUUUAGUUAAGGGACGGAACGUUGUGUUAAAAGUAUCGGAAUUCCCCCUGCCAGUCCACCGUCCUCGUUUUUCCCUGUGAGACCCAGAGGCACCAACCAAUGGAGAAACGGAGAAGAGAGACAGGAUAAAACAGCAGAGAAAUAGAGCAAAUCCAGAGAGAACUGCUGAAUCGGCAGAGUAGGAAUCUGGAAUUGGGUCCUGUGAGGGUUUUUCUUCUCCCACACUUUCCCCAGCCUAGAGGACUCUCCUUAGCGAGUACCAGACAUAACAACCAUUAUUUACACUUAAAAAAACAAACAAAAACGACAACGACAGCUGCAACUACGCUAGGCUGAGCUACGUCCCUGUGUGGAGGAUUUGAACAUAUAGGAAGACGAUAGGGAUUUAGGAUUGGGAUCACAACCAUGACGAGGGGCUUGAGGUUUCCCGCGUGGCCCCUGGCGUUCCUCAGUCUGCUGGUGACGAUCCGUGCGCUGGAGUUUGGCGGGGCCCCCGGCCAGUGGGCCCGCUACGGGCGUUGGGAGGCGGGCUCAGUGGGCGAACUGAGCUUCAGUCUGAAGACCAAUAUCAGCAAGGCCCUGGUGCUCUACCUGGACGACGGCGGCAACUGCGACUUCAUGGAGCUGCUGAUCGCCGGCGGGCGCCUCCAGCUGCGCUUCGCUAUCCACUGCGCUGAACCCGCCACCUUACACAUGGAAACCCGGGUCAACGACGACCGCUGGCACAUGGUGCUCCUCACACGCAACUUCCGCGAGACUCUGCUCAUGGUGGACGGCGAGACCAAGGUGGCGGAGGUCAAGUCCAAGCGGAAGGAGAUGGCGGUGGUCAGUGACCUGUUUGUGGGCGGCAUCCCGCCUGACGUGCGCCUCUCAGCCCUUACGUCCAGCACGGUGAAGUACGAGCCCCCAUUCCUGGGCCUGAUCUCCAACCUGAAGGUGGGCGAGAUGCCCCCUACCCUGCUCAACAGCCAGGGCAUCCAGAGUGACCUGGAGUAUCUGUGCACCAAGCAGAACCCCUGCUUCAACGGAGGCUUCUGCUCCAUCCAGUAUGGCGAGGUGCACUGCGACUGCACACACACCCGCUACAAGGGAAAGUACUGCAAGGAAGAAGAGUAUGCUGUCGAAGGUCUGGCGCACCUGACGUUAAGCAACCAAGGUGACUCAUCGCAGGGCGGGAAGGAAGAGUCGGUGGCCACCUUCAAGGGGAACGAGUUCUUCUGCUACGACCUGUCGCUGACGCCAAUCCAGAGCAGCACGGACGAGAUCACGCUCUCCUUCCGCACGCUGCAGCGCAACGGCCUCAUGCUGCACACUGGCAAGUCGGCCGACUACGUCAACCUGUCGCUGAAGAGCGGCGCCGUGUGGCUGGUCAUCAACCUGGGCUCGGGUGCUUUCGAGGCACUGGUGGAGCCCGUCAAUGGGAAGUUCAACGACAACACCUGGCACGAUGUGCGCGUCACCCGCAACCUGCGUCAGCACGCAGGCAUUGGACACGCUAUGGUGACUAUAUCAGUGGAUGGUAUUCUGACCACUACUGGUUAUACCCAGGAGGACUACACCAUGUUAGGAUCAGAUGACUUCUUCUACAUAGGGGGGAGUCCCAAUACUGCAGACCUGCCUGGAUCACCCGUCAGCAACAACUUCAUGGGCUGCCUUAAAGACGUGGUGUACAAGAAUAACGACUUCAAGCUAGAACUCUCCCGGCUAGCCAUCGAGCGGGACCCUAAGAUCAGCCUGAACGGAGAUCUUGUCUUCCGCUGCGAGGACGUGGCCGCCCUGGACCCCGUCACCUUCGAGUCCCCCGAGUCCUUCAUCGCCCUGCCCAAGUGGAACACCAAGAAAACAGGCUCCAUCUCCUUUGACUUCCGCACCACAGAACCCAGCGGCCUGCUGCUGUUCAGCCACGGGCGCCCCCAGGGUCCUAAAGAGCAGAAGCCGGGUCGAGACAUGAAGUCAGACUACUUUGCUAUGGAGCUGCUGGACGGGUUCCUAUACCUACUCAUGGACAUGGGGUCGGGGAGUAUCAAGCUGAAGACCAGUAAUAAGAAGGUGAACGACGGGGAGUGGUGCCAUGUGGACUUCCAGAGGGAAGGGAGGAAAGGCUCCAUCUCGGUGAACAGCCGCAGUAUCCCCUUCAACUCCAACGAGGGCAGUGAGAUCCUGGACCUGGACAGCGACAUGUUCCUGGGGGGUCUCCCCGAGACCCGCUCUGACCUGGUGCUGCCCCCCGAGGUCUGGACCGCCCUGCUCAACUACGGCUACGUGGGCUGCGUCCGCGACCUCUUCAUUGAUGGCAAGAGCCGCGACGUGCGCCGCCUGGCCGAGAUCCAGAGCUCACCGGGCGUUAGCAGCUUCUGCACCCGCGAGCUUCAGAAGAGGUGUAGCAGCACCCCCUGUGGGAACGGAGGCCUGUGUAAAGAGGGAUGGAACCGCUACAUAUGCGACUGCACCGGCACCGGCUACCUGGGCAGCAACUGUGAAAUCGAGGCGACGGUGCUGAGCUACGACGGCAGCAUGUACCUGAAGAUCAUCAUCCCGGGCACCAUGCACACCGAGGCAGAGGAUGUGGCGCUACGGUUCAUGUCCCAACGUGCAUUCGGUCUCCUCGUGGCCACCACCUCCAAAGAGUCCGCCGACACCCUGCGGCUAGAGCUGGACGGUGGCAGGGUCAAGCUGACUGUCAACCUAGGUAAAGGACCUGAAACGCUCUUCGCUGGCCAGAAGCUCAACGACAACGAGUGGCACAUGGUGAAAGUGGUGCGCCGAGGAAAGAACUUCCAGCUAUCCGUGGACAACGUCACGGUGGAAGGCCAGAUGACAGGUGCCCACACGAGGCUGGAGUUCCACAACAUUGAGACGGGUAUCAUGACCGAGCGUCGCUUCAUAUCUGUGGUGCCCUCCAACUUCAUCGGUCACCUCCAGGGCCUGACAGUCAACGGCGUGCCCUACCUGGACCAGUGCAAGAACGGUGACAUCUCCUACUGCGAACUCAACGCCCGCUUUGGCAUGCGCCACAUCAUCGCCGAUCCGGUGACGUUUCGAACGAAAGCAAGCUAUCUAGCGUUGGCUACUUUGCAGGCCUACGCCUCCAUGCACCUCUUCUUUCAGUUCAAGACCACCACGUCGGACGGGCUGCUGCUCUUCAACUCGGGGGAUGGCAGCGACUUCAUCGUUGUGGAGCUGGUCAAAGGCUACGUCCAUUAUGUCUUUGACCUCGGCAACGGCCCGUCGCUGAUGAAGGGUAACUCGGACAAGCCGCUCAACGACAACCAGUGGCACAACGUGGUGGUCUCCCGGGACGCCAACAACGUGCACACGCUCAAGAUCGACUCCCGCACCGUCACCCAGCACUCCAAUGGAGCCCGCAACCUGGACCUCAAAGGGGAGCUGUACAUCGGUGGCGUGGGGAAGAGCAUGUACAACAGUCUGCCCAAGCUGAUCGCGUCCCGGGACGGGUACCAGGGCUGCCUGGCCUCGGUGGACCUCAACGGGAGACUGCCAGACCUGAUCGCAGAUGCCCUCCACAGGGUGGGCCAGGUGGAGCGAGGCUGCGACGGACCUAGCACCACCUGUACGGAGGACUCCUGCUACAAUCAGGGCGUGUGUCUCCAGCAGUGGGAGGGCUUCUCCUGCGACUGCACCAUGACGUCCUAUGGAGGCUCCUUCUGUAGCGACCCUGGGACAACCUACAUCUUCGGGAGAGGAGGAGCCCUCAUCACAUACACCUGGCCCCCCAACGACCGGCCGAGCACACGGGCAGACCGGCUGGCGGUGGGAUUCAGCACGCAGCUCAAGGAGGCUGUGCUGGUCAGGGUGGAAAGCGCAGAGGGACUGGGAGACUACCUGGAGCUGCACAUAGAACGAGGAAGGAUCGGCGUCAUCUUCAACGUGGGAACGGACGACAUCGUCAUCGAGGAGAGCGCGGUGAUGGUGAGCGACGGCAAAUACCACGUGGUGCGCUUCACGCGCAGCGGCGGCAACGCUACCCUGCAGGUGGACAGCCAGCCCGUCAUCGAACGCUUCCCCACAGGUCGACAGUUGACCAUCUUCAACAGCCAGGCGUUCAUCAAGAUUGGUGGUGGUGGCGGCGACAAGGCCCGUCACUUCCAGGGCCAGAUCUCGGGCCUCUACUACAACGGGCUGCAGGUACUCAAGCUGGCAGCCGAGGGUGACCCCAACGUGCAGGCCAAGGGCAACCUGCGGCUAGUGGGCGACGUGCCCUCAGUGCUCACCACGGACACCACCAGCACCACGCCGCUGGCCGACAUGUCCACCACCAUCAUGGAGACAACCACGACCAUGGCUACCACCACCACCCGCAAGCAGCGUUCACCCACCAUGAGGGACAGUGUCACACAGAACACGGAUGAUCUGUUGGUAGCAUCUGCUGAGUGUCCCAGCGAUGACGAGGACUUGGAGGAGUGCGAGCCUGGAAAUGGAGGUGAAUUAGUGUUGCCCAUAAUAACGGUGGACUCCCUAGACCCCCCAUCCAUCGCCACCCGCUACCCUGUAAUCCCCCCGCCCCCCACCUACCGGCCCCUCCUACCCUUCCUCGAAACGACCAAAGAGUCCCUCCCCCUGCCCAACGGUCGCCCCCCCUGCCCACUGGACCAGGAGGACUGCGAGGAGGCGGGACCCAUCGAGGUGUCCGCCUAUGGCUCGGGUGAGAUGACCGAGUCGGACGACGAGGACUAUUACAAAAACUCCCCCCUCGUCACCGACAGGACGGUCCUCCCCCCUUCCCCCAACGAGGCCAACCCCAACCAGCUAGGCCCCAGGCUCAACAAGCCCGGCGGCAGCAGCAGCAAAAACCCCGCCGGCAAGAUGAACACCCGGGACCAGGUGCUGCUGCCGCCCACCCACCCCUCCUCAGACCCUGACCGCCACCGCCACGUCCCAGGCGUAACCUACCCUCCCAAUUUCCCCCAUGUGCCCACCCCAGACCCCACCUCCCCAGAGAGAGGAGGGCCUCCCGGCGCGGUAGAGGUAAUCAGGGAGUCCAGCAGCACCACGGGCAUGGUGGUGGGCAUCGUGGCGGCCGCUGCCCUCUGCAUCCUCAUCCUGCUCUACGCCAUGUACAAGUACCGUAACCGGGACGAGGGCUCCUACCAGGUAGACCAGAGCCGAAACUACAUCAGUAACUCGGCCACGCAGAGCAACGGCACCCUGGUGAAGGAGAAGCAGCCGGGCACAGCCAAGACAACCACCAAGAACAAGAAGAACAAAGACAAGGAGUACUACGUCUGAGACCGGCCUAGCCAGAGACAGAGGACGAAAGGAGACGCACAGAGAGAGAGGAAGGGAGGGGGAGAGAGGAGAGGGGAGAGAUGGAGGUAGAGGAAGGAGAAAGGUAAGGCAGUAUAUGAACUGACAACUGUAAAGUAAUUAGCAAAAUCUUUGUGGGCAAAGUUUCAAUUUGUUUAGUAUAUAGGUUACAUUGCCGCCAAAAUUACCUCCUCGCUUUCCUCCUCAACCCAUUUAGAGCCUAAAGCAAAGGGAGAAAGGAUGGGAUUGGCACAGGAACGUUUUAAACGUCUUAAUCAGAUCGACACAUAGUCCUAUUUUUUCCACAACUAUUCGAAAUAUUCUUGGUAUUUUUCUUCAAUACAGUAAUAUUCUUUCUCACUUAGCCUCAUAACAUUUUCUUUGAGAACACAAACAGACAAAGUCUUGACUACAAUGGCCGCCAAACCUCGCUCAAUACAACAUAAUUUUGUGCCAACAGUCAUACCCAGAGCUCAUGCUACAACGGAGCUAGGUAAUCCAGCACCAUUUAAAGGGUAUUGUAUAUAGCCUACAAUCAGAGUUAAGCAUGGUGAUUGACUAUAGAGAGACACAUGGAAGGAAGAACCACCAUCAGUGUUUGAGCAGAGACCUAUUCAUCGGUAUCAUAGGUUAAGUAUCUGGUUUAAAUAGCUAAAAAGCUAACAUAUUAAAUCAUAAACGUAUUGAUUCUAUCUACUAGAUGGGUUUGUAUUGGAAGUUCAAACCCCACUGCUAGCCAAGUACAGUAAUGCCAAAAUGCUGCCAAACAUACAGAAACUAGGUGUAAAAUCUGCCUCCUUCCCUCAUCUAAGUAUUCAAACAUCACCUCGCUUGUCUCUCGUGAAGUCUCUCCCUCUUUCUCUCCCUCCUUCUCUCACUCGUGAGCAUCUUUUUCUGUCCCUGUCUAUGGUCCUGAGGAGCUGAUGCAACAUUAUUCUGCUGUGUUUCAAGCAUGUAGUAUUCAUUUCCUGAAAAAGAGAAACUUUCUGUGGAGAAAACACAAAAAAAUGACGACGAUAACUAGCAAACCGCGUGUGAGAACAACACCUUGAACCAACCAACGGAUGCUACCUAUUACGUUUUAGCCACCAAAACAACUACUGAGGCCAAAACCCUGGGUCGUCUUUCAGUUCUCCAGCAGAUAUCCGUAAUGUGUUUUUCUUGGGGGGCUCCACACAGCGUUUCCCCCUACUGAGCCCACUACCGCAGAGGAUGUGGCUCACGUCGUUACAGUCCUAUCACACACAAACCAGAAACCAACCUCCAGCAGACAACCUGACUUUGUUCUAUAUAAAUAUAUAUAUGUAUAGACGUUUCAGAGAAAAAAACCCUAUGGACCUAACUGAGAGUGUGUCAUAAGAGGAGAAAUGCACCCUAAUGCACGUGCAUCAGUGGACUCGGUGAUAGAUAACGAAGAUGAUGGACAAUUGAUACUUGACGUGAGACCGAUAUCCCCCACCAAUCCCCUUAAUCAUGCACACUAUGACCAACAUUCAACGACAGUGGGAAACGCAGUCCCACUAAGGUGGAGAUUAAAAGGAAGAGUGGGACGGUGUUUUUUUGUUUGCUGUUUUUGUUUUUUAGUUUCUUUCCCUGAAAAAUGAGAGACAUUUGAUGGAAAUUGUGAAUUAAUUUGCUGGAGUCCCACUGUCGCCCCCUAGUGUUGGGGGGAAAGCGUACGCUACCUUGGAUCUGCGUUCUAGCCUCUCAUUGGUCAAGACUGAUGACAGCCAAUGAGGGCAAGCCCAGUGAAAAACGUUAAAUGGAAAAAAACACAGAACAAGGCGAACAGCAAGUUCACUUGCAGAUGUACAACAAGAACUCUAGUAUUCCAAUUUUCUCAACUCUAUUAAAAAAGAAAACUGUACCAUGAAAAGAAAAGAAAAACCUUAAAAAAAGUUUGUGAAAUGUCUAAAUAUUUGAAUCUCUCAUCCCAUUACUAAGAAAAUGUGUUUUCCCUAUUACCAUUCCUGUUCGGAGAAAAAAUAUGACAAAGAUAAUCAAUUCUGGGAAAUUUAAAAUGUAUAUGUUAUUUUUUGGUAAUUAAGCAAAUGUGAUUUGGGUUACAAACAUUAAACCUCUCCUCCAUCCCUCCUACUGCCAUCUCAAUCCAUUCUUGUCCCACGUUCAUCCCUUCAUCUCUCCAUACCUCAUCCCCUUUUCUCACAAUGGCAGAUUGUAGGUAACCAUUUAACUGAAGACCGCACAUGGUCUCAUCCAUCCUCUAUUUUCUAUUUUCUAUUCUUUUAUAUCUAUCUAUAACUGCUAGAGUCAAAAUGGCCGCCAUGUCUGGAGAAUGACUCCAUCCCACCCAUCCUUUUUCCUCAUCCAGUUUGUCCGGUUUCUCUUUCAAUCCAUUGCAAAAAGAACCAUCCUCCUCCCAGUAUCUUCCUGUUCUUUCUAAAUGUUACUGUAAAGUGUUCCAGUGAGAUUACUCUAAAUAUGUGUACAUUAACAGAGGGGAAUACACUUGGUUAUAUACUUCUUCUA
This is a messenger RNA of Salmo salar (Atlantic salmon), 8300 nucleotides long. NCBI's taxonomy places the organism in Eukaryota, Metazoa, Chordata, Actinopteri, Salmoniformes, Salmonidae. The record is from RefSeq and is a predicted model, not a curated record.